Messenger RNA from Aegilops tauschii subsp. strangulata, 1245 nucleotides. RefSeq lists its product as uncharacterized. The record is from RefSeq and is a predicted model, not a curated record. Lineage: Eukaryota; Viridiplantae; Streptophyta; Magnoliopsida; Poales; Poaceae.
ACCUCUCGCCUCGCUCUCGCUGCGGUUGAAGUUGCAACUUGCAACUCCAGCUCGGCAACUCCACCGCUGGGAGCCCAGCCGCAGCCCCAAACCCAGCACCAGCAGCGUCCGUCCGUCCUCCCUACCUUCCUCGGUUGUCUCUCUCGGUCACGCGCCCACGCGCGCACCCUAGCACCGCACCGGAUAGAUGAAGAUGGACGUCCCCCCGCCCCCUCCACCUCCCCAAUCCCCACCUCCCUCCCACCGUUCCCGUGGCCUGCCUGAGUCCCGACUCCACGCGGCCCCGCUCUCGGUUUCCCUUCCCCGUCUCCUCCCCUCCCCUCUCCGUCCGGAUCUAUCCACCUUUCCCCCCUCCCCACCCCUCCGCCGCCCUCCUGGAUUCCCCGCCCCCCGCCGGCCGGCCUUCCUGGGUGCUCGGUCUCGCCUGCGCCAUGGACGACGCCGGGGAGCCGCGCCUGCCCAGGAGGAAGGGCACCAAGAGGCCCCCUCCCUCGGCGCCGCCGCCGCCGCCCGCCCAGGGCGGCGGCAGGGGGAGGGACAGGUUCGACUCCCUCUGGCGGGACUACCACGAUUUGCUCAAGGAAACUGAGGCAAAGAAGAGGAGGCUAGAGCGCAUAAACCAGCGAAAGCUUGGACUGCUCGCCGAAGUCAAAUUCUUGCGGAAGAAGUACAGUUCGUUUGCCAAGGAUGAUUCAGAGCAAACGCAUCACAGGCUAAAGAAGAAGAAAGCUAAGCAAAUCCCAUCCAUUCUGGGAAUCAAUGAAGGGCCGUCCACCAGCAAGAACACAAAUGUGGACUUAAAUCAUGAUUCUGCAAUGAAUGCUGAGGGAGCCGGUUUCCAGGGGUACCAGGACCAUCCAGAACCUGGGAAGCUUGAUCAGGCUGGUGUAGAUGAAGAUAUGAUGACCUCCAAUAUCAACCUAUCAGUUUAUAGGGAUACAGAAAAUUCCCCAGCCAGUGAUGAUAAGAGGGCAGCCGCAUGGCAAGACCGGGUAGCCUUGCAGGUCUAGUACCGCCGUAGAAAUGGGUAUGGCAUGGCAUCCUUCUCUGGUGGUUGACUGCACCCCUGCCUGGUUCCGUCAAAUAUUGCCCAGUGCUCUGUAAAUGACAAUUGAUAUAAGGAUACUCAUGCUUCAUGUUUACAGUUCAUGCCCUGUAGAGGCAUGGACUGAGAUAGUUUGACACACUUAGGCAAGUUCAAUCCUAUUACAAUGUUAUGAAACAUCCAGCCUGGAUUUUGAGUCA